AUGUCAGAUUUGUUUACAUUUUCGUGAAGCCGGUACGAUGCGUUUCGUUCGUAGCCAAAAGUGUCUCGUGUUUUUUGUGUUGUAAAGUUAGUCAAACAAUGAAACGAUAUUUGUUAGACUUAAGUGAACUUUAUACAGACCAUAGACAAAAGGCUUAUAUCGGAUAUCGUGACACAUGGACCACGGUCGGAUGCAUUAUACGCACUAUACGACACACAUUCAACAUAGAGUCGGACGUCUACAUCUGCAGCGAGGAUGGAAUAUUCUAUCCAGCUGGUGAAAGUGUAGAGCUGAUACGCGACGACAAAACAAUAAAGGUACUGCCGAUAAAAUCAGUACCAAAGGAAAAUAUAGUAUCAGACGAUGAACCUUCCCACCGGCGCAUUUCGAGUAUUCACCAAGAAAGUAGCACAUACGAAGACAUCGAAUCAAUUCUUUUGGGUCUUCCAAAACCGAAACGACGUCGUGUGCGGAAGCGUAAAAUUAAACAAGGUGCAGAUAAAGAAGCAGCUUCCCCAUCGGUGUCAGUAGUGAAAGCAAAAGUACCUCAAACCGAAACUGAUACCAAGCAGAACGGGCACAUUCGGUUUUCCAACGAAGAAUCACAAUCGAGUAACGGUAGCAAAUCAUCGGAUGAGCUUCCGUACAGGAAUUUAAAUCAUACAAUGAAGGCAAGAGUUGUACGGGCUGUGUCUCCAUCGGUUCUUUUCAAACAGCGAUAUGAACCACCCGCAGCCAUUGCAACGACUAGUGAAGUUAGUAACACAAAUGAACCAACCAAACGCAUCUCAAAACCCAACAUAAAACCAAGAAUUAUUCGAGCAAUGGUGUGCACUGUCGAAGUAAAACAGGAACAACUUGAGGCAAGCGCUACGGAAACGAACGGUGGGUUUGUUAGCGAACAGUUGCAACAAUCGUAUCAACCCCAAACAGUAGAAGACAUCGAUAUUAUCGAAAUCGGCUCUCCAACACCUGUUAACGGUGAAGAGGCCACUCAUGAUACGGCUACACCGGCUGUAUGAAAGCAGUACUUCAAGUGUUGUUAUGUGUUUAACAUUGCCAUCUGUUACUGUACAUUCGCUGAGGCAUAAUAAUGCAUUUCACAUGUUUCCUACCAUCGGGCAGGUAAUUGGAGAAUAAAUAUCGGAAAUCAGGUAUUUGAACUUUAAAUAUUUGCAACAGAAAUCCUUCUGUUAUAAUCCUGUUUUAUGGCAAAUUAAACAAUAACUUUUCUAUUGGUAGAAAAAGUUUUUCAAGCGCGAAAUUACUUUACCAUUCUUGUCU
This is a messenger RNA of Anopheles funestus (African malaria mosquito), 1284 nucleotides long. RefSeq lists its product as uncharacterized. NCBI's taxonomy places the organism in Eukaryota, Metazoa, Arthropoda, Insecta, Diptera, Culicidae. The transcript is spliced from 2 exons. The record is from RefSeq and is a predicted model, not a curated record. Bases 99 to 1022 code for a protein of 307 amino acids.